AAUGGAUUUAGAUUGAAGCGAACGUUCAAAGCGCGCAGAACUCAGAUCAGCAAAAACGCAAACACUAAAACAAAGACUAAGACCAAUUUGAGUUGAGUUAAACGGGAGAAGAAGAGUCAGUGACAAGUGCAAUCCACAACCAAACCAAACAACCACAAAUAAAAAUGAGUACCAACAGAAUGGCCCACCUGCUGGGAUGGGGACUAGUGAUCUUUCUGCUCGUGUGGGAACCCACUCCCGCGGACAGCUAUGCCCUGGGGCACUCGAAGUUCGGCCGGAUCGAGAAGUUCCCCUACCAGGUGAUGCUCAUCGGCAAGCAGCUGUGGCGCAAACGGAUCCUGUGCGGCGGCACACUGUUGGAUCGCCGCUGGAUCCUAACGGCCGGCCACUGCACCAUGGGAGUGACCCACUUCGACGUGUAUUUGGGCACCAAGAGCGUGGAGGAGACGCAGCAGUCGGGCGGACUGGUGCUGCGGUCCAACAAGUUCAUCGUCCACGAGCGAUUCAGCCCGGAGACGGCGGCCAAUGACAUUGCGCUGGUGAAGCUGCCGCAGGACAUUGGCUUCACGUCGCGCAUUCAGCCCGCCUCGCUGCCCAGCCGAUUCCGGCAGGAUCAGUUCGCCGGCAUGAGCGUGGUGGCCAGCGGAUGGGGCGCCAUGGUGGAGAUGACCAACUCGGACUCGAUGCAGUACACCGAGCUGAAGGUGAUCUCGAAUGCGGAGUGUGCCCAGGAGUACGACGUGGUCAGCGCCGGGGUGCUCUGUGCCAAGGGCCUGCAGGACGAGACCGUCUGCACCGGCGACUCUGGGGGUCCUUUGGUGCUCAAGGACACCCAGAUGGUGGUGGGCAUCACCAGCUUCGGACCCGCCGACGGCUGUGAGACCAACAUUCCCGGCGGUUUCACCCGGGUAACCUACUACCUGGACUGGAUCGAGAGCAAGAUUGGGGGCCACGGACAGCCAGCACACCGGCAGUAUCUGCGACCCCAGCAGCACCACUACAGUGAUAACAAUCUCAUUUGAGAUGGGUCUGCCUGCAGCUCGUCCGCCAUCCGACUGAAUCUUUAUAGCUUUACCCAAUCUUGUGAUACCAACUCUCAUUGAAAUCUGUACAUUGUUUUUAGCCCUAACUUAUUUAAACAUCUAUAUUUAUUUUAGUUGUAAGAGUGACAAAGGCCAGGUGAAAAAAAAAAAAAAAAUAAAAACCAGCCGAAACAAAAAGAAAGCAACAAAUGAUGCAAAAAUAUAAAGAAAUUUUGUAUAUGACAGAAAUAAAAGAAACAAAAACAAAAACAAAAACAAAAACAAUAAUAGCAAGAAA
This is a messenger RNA of Drosophila gunungcola (fruit fly), 1320 nucleotides long. Its product is annotated as brachyurin. Lineage: Eukaryota; Metazoa; Arthropoda; Insecta; Diptera; Drosophilidae. Gene Ontology annotation, molecular function: serine-type endopeptidase activity. The record is from RefSeq and is a predicted model, not a curated record. Gene Ontology annotation, biological process: proteolysis.